Molecule: messenger RNA, 2859 nt
Organism: Hypanus sabinus (Atlantic stingray)
Lineage: Eukaryota; Metazoa; Chordata; Chondrichthyes; Myliobatiformes; Dasyatidae
Gene: shc2
Product: SHC (Src homology 2 domain containing) transforming protein 2
Exons: 13
Coding region: 9-1766 (585 amino acids)
Biological process (GO): intracellular signal transduction; cell surface receptor protein tyrosine kinase signaling pathway
Cellular component (GO): plasma membrane
Molecular function (GO): receptor tyrosine kinase binding
Source: RefSeq, a predicted model, not a curated record
CAGUGCUGAUGAAGCCUCGCUAUGACCGGUUCGGGUGCGGUUCGCUGACCAUGAACGGCGGUGCGACUCCCGUGGCCGAAGAGCCGGACGAUGCCACCACCUUUUGCGCGCUGUUGCCCAAGCUUCCGCCCUGGAAAUUCUCGGCGUCCUCCCCGGGUUUCCUGGGCGGCCGGAGUCCGGCCCCGAACACUGUACAGCCGCCACCAGGGCUGGCCACUGCCCUGGGAUCCUGCGAGUCCUUGUGCCCCGCUCCGUGCUCUCUGCAGCCGCCGUCAAGGUGCCGCCGAAGCGGCGACAGCAGCGUCCGACUCCAAGGGGUCAGCCUGGCCGGGGAGCAGAGCAAUCGCAGGGGAAGCUUCAUUAACAAGCCCCCGCAAGGCUGGCUGCACCCGGAGUCCAAAAUCCUCCAAGCCGGAGUUUUCUACCUGGUCCGAUAUAUGGGCUGUAUCGAAGUGUUAAAGUCAAUGAGGUCCCUUGACUUCAGCACCAGAACGCAGGUGACAAGGGAAGCCAUUAAUCGGCUGCAUGAAACAGUGCCGGGCAUGAAGGGGGCUUGGAAAAAGAAGCCUCCAAAUCACUCCCUCCAUUCAGUUCUCGGGAGGAGCAACCUAAGAUUUGCUGGCAUGAGCGUCACUCUCAACAUCUCCAUCGAAGGGUUAAACCUGGCUCUACCCACUACAAGGCAGAUCAUCGCAAACCAUAACAUGCAGUCCAUCUCCUUUGCUUCAGGUGGAGACAUGGAUACCGCAGAUUAUGUUGCUUAUGUAGCAAAGGAUCCUGUUAACCAGAGAGCCUGCCAUAUACUGGAGUGCUGCGAGGGUUUAGCACAGACUGUGAUCACUACAAUAGGACAGGCUAUUGAACUGAGGUUCAAGCAGUACUUGCACAGCCCCCCAAAACUGGUUGCUCCACAUGACAGGAUGACAGGCAGCGAGGAGUCUGCCUGGGGUGAAGAGGAGGAGACAGCAGACCACAAUUAUUAUAAUAGUAUUCCUGGGAAGCAGCCUCCCCUGGGAGGGGUUGUGGACAUGAGGGACAGCAGACAGUGGCACGUGCAAACCCAGGCGCUGUUCUGCACGAGCACCCAGCAGCUCAGCGGUUCGUUGCAGAAGGCAAACGGCCACAUAUCCCAGCAGAACAUGGACGAUCACAGUGAAGAAGCAAAACUCUUCGUGGCAGGAAUGUCGAGUGAUGGCUACCUUCGGCCAUAUGGGAAAGUCUCCUGUGAAGACCACAUGUAUGUUAAUACCCAGUCCCUUGAUGCCCAGCAGUGGUUGAAUGAAACGUUGGAGGACACAACCAACACUCCUGAGAAGGAUGUCUUUGACAUGAGGCCAUUUGAGGACGCCCUGAAGCUGCACGGCACCACCUCCUGCAGAGGCGGUGGCCAAGGAAAUGGAUGCCUGUGGCCAAAUCCUGGAUCUGCCAGGGAUACAGAGGAGGAGCAGCUAAAGCAGGAGCCCUGGUACCACGGGAAGAUCAAUCGGAAAGUGGCCGAGGCACUGCUGGUGCAGGAUGGGGACUUCUUGGUGAGGGACAGCCUGACCAACCCUGGACAGUAUGUCCUGACUGGGAUGCACAAUGGACAGGCAAAGCACUUACUGCUGGUGGACCCUGAAGGAGUGGUGCGGACGAAGGAUCUGCUGUUCGAAAGCAUCAGUCACCUGAUCAGCUACCACGUUGAGAGUGAAGUUCCUAUCCUUGCGGCUGAGAGUGAAGUCUGUCUGAAACAGGUCAUCAAGAGGACACACUCGAUGCCGAUGUGAAGCUCAAUACGAUCUGUGAAUUGUCACCCUGAAUUCGGCAGGACUGGGAAGUUUUGCUCGGGAACUUGGGUCUGCUGUGGAUAACUGAAGAGCAUGGUCGCUUGUUGAAUACGGUUGCGGGCAGGGACCCCCGCUCCACACGGCCUGCUUCCUUACCACCCUGACGCCCCAGCCACUUCACAGGGCACGUUGCUUCCUGCAAACGGAGAAUCGUUAAUCUGAGGUCAGGCAACAGGAGUCGACAGAACUUUAAACUGAUUGUCAUGUAGUACAGAACCACUCGCGAUCAAAUGGCAAAUGAAGAAGUCAUAGGGUAUGAGGGGCUUGUGUCCGAACUGUGCAAUUGCCCGUCUCUCAGUAUAUGUUGGCAUUCAUGGGAUAAAAGUUUUACUCUGCCCAGGAUUGUACAAUCUGUGUGUCUCUGUGCUUUGUGUAAAUAUCCAUGUAUCAAAUUAUUACAUUAAUCUAACCCCGCCCCCCCACAAACACAGCUGAGCAACGAAUGGGGAAGCAGGUCAGCUAGGUGGAGGGAGAAGGAAGCAGGGAUCCGCUGAGGAGCAGAGGUGUACGUGGAAGGUGAGGACCGGAAGCAGGUAGAGGGGGAAUGCUUGAUGUGGAAAUGCACUGGGUGAGGCUCUCCUCAAGGUGCUCACAGUGAUGAGGUGAAGGAGUCGGAUAGCAUCUGUAGGUUAUACCUGUGUUCUUGGAGAUAUAUGUGUGGUUUGGAAAGUGAGGGAGCCUGAUCCCAUUGGAAGAAAGGUGGGAGAAGUGGGAAUUCAGUCCAACUUCAAGCUGGUGGUGUCUGAUGGCACUGAAUCCCAUGAGAAGAUCAUCGAGAGGGCUUGGGUCUGCAACUCUGUGGUCAGCAGCUUGGCACCUCCUGUGAAUUUGAAGUGGUUUCGAAGACUUUCCCAUUUUCUCUCUCCCUGGUUCUGAGCCUGUGAAGCUAUAAACAUCUGAGGACGUUGAGUGGGAGUCACAAAGGUGGGCAAUGGGACUUGUAGUGGGAGUACUGGGGACCUUGCUGCUGGAUGAAGCACAUAAUUUUGUCUGAGUGGAGUGGAGUGCAUUGUUUGGUGUGAAUUUGAGGGUG